CUCCCAAAGUGCUGGGAUUGUCUACGUCAGCCACUGUGCCUGGCUUCAGCUAUAAGAUUGAAGAUCCGUAUGGAGAUUGUUUUACUCAGCAUUUGGUGUGGUGGAUCUUACGUAAACCAUUAGAACUUCUGUUAGAGUGUUCAAGUCUUCUGAGACUCCAGAGUCACCUAAGGGAGCUGUAGGUAUGAUGGGGAGUCAGAAAAGCUUACAGUUUGGUGUGGCAGCAGAGAACAUGGAAUACCCACCCCACAUUUACUCAAGGAAUAUUUAUUGAAAGCUAAAAUGUACAAAUAUUCUGUAGGCAUUCAGAGAUCACUUAGAACUACGUCUCAAAAGGAACAGCCCUGAGUCAUCCUUGGCAAGUACUUCUGUCCCUUUACAAAUGGACAUAUAUACUGCCGAAUGGAAGGACCAUGGCAUCUCUUAGUAUUGCCAGUUUGUAAGUAGACCAGUGAGAAUAAAGAAUAUUCUUGAUAGUAUAGUGAAACCAAGGAAAUGGAAAGAAAUGAUUUGAAAUCUAGAGCCUUCCACAGUUUCAAACAUACAUAAAAAGCAUGUAUUUUCGGGAAAAAAGAAAAAGAUUGUGGUGGUGCCAUGCAGCAAGAAGCAGAGAGAUGCAGAGUUCGAGCCAGAAGGCCUGACAUGGCACUUUACGUACCAAAAGCUCGAAGGGGUGCAGUACUCCUUAAGACAGGUGAUGAAGAGGAAAGCUGUGGUUCACCUAACUCUGUGGUGAAAGAAAAGCAGAAAGAAAGUUCUCUCUCCCAAAAAGAAGUCUUUAGAGACAAACCAGAGGCUCCAAGACUAAGUGUCAAUCCUGACAGAAAGGAGCAUAACUGUAGAGAAGGAAGGAAAUCUUCAACAAAAUUAAGAAAGGAUACAUGCCUUCAAAAAACAAAUAGCAUUUGUUCUAAGAGAGGAACCACUGAAUCCAAAGAAGUAUUAUCCCAAGGACAUCAGCAGGGAGCCCCAAAUGCUGGGGUUAUACCUCAUGCAUCUUUACAGAGACAUUUUAAACCAAAGACGGGGGAGUGUUUGGAAGUUGAAACUACAGAUGGGACAGGGCAUGGGAGUAUACUUCUAUCACAGGCCUGUUCAGAAAUCAGUGAGGCUCAGUUUCCAAGCAAACCAUUCCAGAAUGUGGAAUUCUAUGACUUCGAUAGGCAUGAACCUGAUGGGGAAACGUUUGAAGACAAAGAUUUGGAAAGCAGAAUUGAAACCAAUGCCAAGGUGUUGGAGAUACUGUCUGAGUUUCCUAGAGUUUUUAGUUCUGUAAUGAAACCUGAGGAUAUGAUUGCACCAACUAAACUAAGCACUGAUUCUGGAAUUGUACAACAAGGCAUGCAAACGUCAGAUGGAAUAUUGAAGCCCAGCAGUGGAGGCAUCACUACUACUUCUGUUCCCCAAAGUCCAGAUGGUGUCUUUGAUCAAACUUGCAUAGAUUUUGAAGCUGAGAAUGUAGGUGGUAUACCCAGUAGUACAGGUUUCAUCUUAGAUCAGAAAGAUACAGAUUCCAUUUCUGAAACUAGAGGUCAUGUCUCUCAUAAAAUGAUUACAGUCAGCAAAUUAGAGAGCACGAAUGACACUGUUAGUCCAGUAGUGAUUAGAGAAUGUGAGAAGAAUGACAGCACUGCUGAUGAGUUAAAUGUGAAGCACGAACCUCCUGAUACGGUUGUCCUUGCUCAUGAAACACCUAGAGACAAUGGAUUUAAGAAUGUAGCUGACAUUACCAAUAAAGCAUGUAUGAUGGACACUACAGGUAUGUCCUGUAGUGAUCAUGUAACUGUUGACAUCCCUUAUGUAGUUGCAGUUAGAAUAGCUGAUGAGACCUCUAAUAAUAACCAGAAUUUCUCAAAGUUUAUAGGAAUGAGUGCAGAUGCAACCCCUCUUCAUGUAGCUAGAAGUGGGAAUCAUACUGAAAAUUUCAGCAACCUAACUGCUUGCUCAGAUAUUUAUGCUGAGAGUAUUUCAUCUCGUUUUACAGAGUCAACAGGAAAGUUGAUAGAGAGCUUGUCAGAUUGUGCUUCCUCCUUACCUAUAAAAAAGAUUGCUGGUAGUAAUUAUAACAGUUUUUUGGACUCUGAACUCAGUAUGUUAAAUGGGACAAAAGUACUUUCCGACAGUGCCAUGGGCAGUGAUCUGGGUAGUACUGGUGAUACAACAGAAGCAUUGCAUGAAGUAAGAACUGCUGAAAAGUUCAAAACAAAAGAGCAAGAUGACUCAGAGGGUAUAGAAUUUGGUAUAUCUACUCCUAAUAGGGAAUCAUUAUCUAUGGAAACAUCCAUCGAACCGAAAGCAACUGAAACUUCUCACACAGAGGGAAGUACUGCGACUGAGGAGAGCUGGGAGUCUAUGUUUAAUGAUGAUGGUGACUGCCUGGAUCCACGUCUUCUACAAGAGUUAUCAGGGAAUACGAAGAGCAGAGAAAGCAUCCAGGAACCUAGAUUUGAUUACUACAACCAUGAAGUUCCUGAUAUUGACCUCAGUGAUUGUGAAUUCCCACAUGUCAUUGAAAUUUAUGACUUUCCCCAAGAAUUUCGUACUGAAGACCUUCUUCGGAUUUUCUGUAGUUAUCAAAAGAAAGGAUUUGAUAUUAAAUGGGUGGAUGAUACACAUGCCCUAGGAGUAUUCUCCAGUCCAAUUACAGCUCGUGAUGCGUUGGGUAUUAAACACACCAUGGUGAAGAUUCGUCCCUUGUCACAGGCCACAAGAGCAGCCAAGGCCAAAGCUAGAGCUUAUGCUGAGUUCCUCCAGCCAGCAAAGGAACGUCCUGAGACUUCAGCAGCCCUAGCCAGAAGGUUAGUCAUCAGUGCCCUUGGGGUUCGAAGUAAGCAGAGCAAAACCGAACGAGAAGCAGAGCUCAAGAAACUGCAAGAAGCCAGAGAGAGAAAGCGGUUGGAAGCCAAGCAGCGGGAAGACGUCUGGGAAGGCAGAGAUCAAUCUGCAGUUUGAACAUCACUCAUUGAAAGGGAUAAUUUCAUGAAUCAGAAAAUGUUUCCAUAGUCUUCAGAUAAGAGGAUCUUUCCAGAGCUCCGACUACAUGCAGAUGUGCAUGUUAAAGAGAUAAAGUGAUCAAGACAAGGACUGACUGGGUAUAAGAGGAAGACAGACUCCUGUCUUCACUCCUAAAUACAGUACUUUGGAAUCACCCUACUAUGGCGGGCACAGCAGGGAGCCAUCAGCUAGGAAGAAACAUGGAAGAUGUGACUUCCGAGAGUCCCCUGGACACGGCAAGUCAUGUUAGCGUGGGUCACACAUCCAAGAUGUUGAAAGCAAAUACAAAACAGAACAGAGGAUUUAAACCUGCAAGGAUGGGUGAUUUAGGCCCUCCAAAGACAGAGCAUUCCUUAGUACCUCACAAGACAGAAUAAUACUGGAGGCAGAGUAGGGGGCGGGUAGGGAGCAGUUAGUACAAAGAGGCAGAACAGUGUCUGGUUUACUUGGCAUACACAGAAUCUACACUGCCAGUUCCAGAACUCCAGAGUUGGUGAACUAUAGCAGAUGUGGGUAUUUAGACUCCAGAAUUUAUACUGAGCUCAGUGCCUGGGCUGCUGUAGCUGCAUUGCAGCCAGGGGGCAUGCCAGCUUCAUUCCUCCGGGUAAACCAGCCUUGGGAGCUGUGUGCCAGUCCCAGUGUAAGCAGCAAUACUGUGCUGUAAGAGGGAACAUUAAAGCCCGUUUUAUGACAUGUA
Molecule: messenger RNA, 3691 nt
Organism: Saimiri boliviensis boliviensis (Bolivian squirrel monkey)
Lineage: Eukaryota; Metazoa; Chordata; Mammalia; Primates; Cebidae
Source: RefSeq, a predicted model, not a curated record